This is a messenger RNA of Camelus dromedarius (Arabian camel), 2383 nucleotides long. It is a transcript of the gene SIX6, whose product is annotated as SIX homeobox 6. Gene Ontology annotation, cellular component: transcription regulator complex; nucleus. The transcript is spliced from 2 exons. NCBI's taxonomy places the organism in Eukaryota, Metazoa, Chordata, Mammalia, Artiodactyla, Camelidae. Gene Ontology annotation, molecular function: DNA-binding transcription factor activity, RNA polymerase II-specific; RNA polymerase II cis-regulatory region sequence-specific DNA binding. Bases 218 to 958 code for a protein of 246 amino acids. Gene Ontology annotation, biological process: eye development; regulation of transcription by RNA polymerase II. The record is from RefSeq and is a predicted model, not a curated record.
CAAACCCAAGCUGCGGAGACAGCACCUCCUCCUCCAAUCCCUCCCGCUCGCUCCCUGCGGUUGUGCUGCCACUGCCACUGCCACUGCCCCGGCGUGUGUCCCACUUGCCCCGAGCCGCUUCACCAAGGAGAGCCUGGCGCACCCGGCCGGGCCCGCAGGCAUCUGCUGCGUGUCCCGCUCCGGACUCAGCGUUCCCGCUGCCGCCAGCGCUGCCUCGAUGUUCCAGCUGCCCAUCUUGAAUUUCAGUCCCCAGCAAGUGGCCGGGGUAUGCGAGACUCUGGAGGAAAGCGGCGAUGUGGAGCGCCUGGGUCGCUUCCUCUGGUCGCUGCCGGUGGCCCCUGCGGCCUGCGAGGCGCUCAACAAGAAUGAAUCGGUGCUGCGCGCUCGAGCCAUCGUGGCCUUUCACGGUGGCAACUACCGCGAGCUCUACCAUAUCCUGGAAAACCACAAGUUCACCAAGGAGUCACACGCCAAGCUCCAGGCGCUGUGGCUUGAAGCGCAUUACCAGGAGGCUGAGAAGCUGCGCGGACGGCCCUUGGGGCCAGUGGACAAGUACCGCGUGAGGAAGAAGUUCCCGCUGCCGCGCACCAUCUGGGACGGCGAACAGAAGACACACUGCUUCAAGGAGCGCACGCGGCACCUGCUACGGGAGUGGUACCUGCAGGACCCAUACCCCAACCCCAGCAAAAAGCGUGAGCUAGCCCAAGCAACCGGACUGACCCCUACGCAGGUGGGCAACUGGUUCAAAAACCGCCGACAAAGGGACCGGGCGGCUGCUGCCAAGAACAGACUCCAGCAGCAGGUCUUGUCGCAGGGCUCCGGGAGGGCGCUAAGGGCCGAGGAAGAGGGCACACCCGAGGCUCUCGGCGCCGCCGCCAGCCCCGCCGCCAGCCUAUCCAGCAAGGCAGCCACUUCGGCCAUCUCCAUCACUUCCAGUGACAGUGAGUGCGACAUCUGAGCUGCCUACCCAGCACGCUCAGAAACAGAAUUCGGUGUAAAAAUCGAGACAAACAAAAUGAAGGAGGGAGAGAGGAUGAGAGACCAAGCAACCCAGCGCUUGCGAAUCCAGGUGGCCAGGGACCGGAGGCCAGGGAACCGCGGGCUCAGGUUGCCGUGUCGGUCCCGGCGGCCUGACCCGCUCCACUGGCGACCUCCGGCCACUACCACAGGGGCCCGCGGUGAGGCCCGACCCAGCGCCACGUUCUCCUUGCUUUGCUUUUCCCAAGGAUUUUGCUGCAAAGUUGCCUCCGGAACCCGAACUGCACGCUGAGCGCCUGCCCUGAAUCUCCUGUGGGUAUUUCACUUCGAAAGGACGCUGUUAUAUAUGUAUAACUUUUGCUUUAAAGUUUUUUUUUUAAACAAAACAUAUAUAUGUUGUUUAUUUACUUAUUUAAGAGAUUGGUGUGGUAGGUUUCUCUAUAUCGUGAGAGAACUUAGUGUUUCUAAAGGCGUAGGGUGGAGCCGUUGGGUUCUGUGUAAGAAGCCAAACAAUAAAAAACCUGGUGAGCAACCUUUCUUAAUUAAGGGAGCUGCUCUCAGAUUCCUGGAAGAGAGAGAGAGAGAUCAUUCUCUUCACCAGACAGGCAGGGGCCCUUGUGCAAAUGGUCUCAGGAGAGUCUUCUCUAUAUCUUUUGCCUUUUCUGAUGUCUCCUGGUAUAUUUUUAAAACAAGCCAAGGUAGGUCCGUAAGCACUUCCUUGUCAGAUUGUACAUGUAUGUAUGUAUGUAUGUACAUAUGCAUGCAUAUAUGAUAUAUUUAAACCUAGAAAAUGGUAACAUGAGCACCCCCUGUAAGGCAAUUCCCCAAAUCCCUAGCACAGGUAACUAUCUAUAGCUUGUCAACCUGACACUUACUUAUAUGGCUUUCAGGAACAAUUUUGGAGGCCAAACUCUGGGACUCAAUAGUGAGUCCUACUUUAUAAAAAUACAAGCCUAUUCUGACAGAGGCUCUGCAAUGAUAAAGGCUUUCCAUCUCCUUGAGGUCCCCUCCCAUACAAAAGCAGUAGGUACCCAUGAUCAUGUGAGUGAGCAUAUACUGCAUUUAGGAUUGUAUUAGGAUUGCAUUAAAAUAAGACAAAAGAAGAUAGGAAAGGCUUUAAUAACUAGACUAGCAUCUUCUCAAAGCAGAAGCAGGUUUUAAUCAAAUGCAUUAUUUUCAACAAAAGAAAUACUGAGAUGGGGAAAGGACGUAAUCCUGUCAUGUAGUAAGGUCAAAUAGAAGGCUGCAGAUAAAGAACUGGCAUUUAAAAAAUCUGAUUCCUGUAUUAAACAUGAAAAAAGUCACACAGAGCCUCGUUGUCCUUUAAUGGCCUCAGUUAAAAAUAUCAAAUAUUUUCAGGAUUUAAUUUGUCCUCCCAAAGAGUGCAGGUGCAUGCAGGCACACA